AAAACCACAAAUUCACAAGUAAUCGCAAAGGGUGAAAUUUCAUUCAUUUUCCGGUUCCCAAAUCUCUUGAACACACACACAGAGCUAUCUCAGAUUCAUCUUACAGGGAUUUAAUCGACUCUGCAACGGAUCGCUGACACAAACAAUAUUCCAUCGAUAACCGAGACCUGGUUUCACUCCUAGGGGAAGAUUUGCGAGGUAUGCAGUAAUGAAAGACAAGAACUCCACUUCUGUUCUGAAGCGAGUUUUGGUCAAAUGUGGAGCUCAGUCAAAAGAAUAUGGGAGCUGUGUUGCAGCAAAGGUUCCAGAAGUUGAACGUGAUAUGUGUCUUAAGGAGUUUCUUGCAUUGAGGAAUUGCAUGCAGAACGUGCUCAAAGGAAGGGUUUAGUUUCACCAACUUCAUUUCAGAUCGAAGCAUUGUUUUCAACUUCUAGCCUAAAUUUUGAUCAAGCCUUGUACAAGUGGUGGCUCCGUAUAUUUUGAUUUGGUGGCAUAUAGUUCAGACUAGGUGCUAAAAGAAUGUCUGGGGAAGGAUCAAGUUCUCAGCCUAAUGGUGGCUUUCGUGGAUCUGGUUCUAUGUCACAUGUUUAUAUCCAGCAUCCACCGUUGAGAUGUAGAGUUCCUGGAUCAAGAGGCUUAUUUUAUGAUGACGGAAAUAAAUUAAUGAUUUCUCCAACAUCUGAUCAGGUUUUUUCAUGGAAAACAUCAACAACUUUUCCGGAAGUUAUUCCAGAAUCUGAUUCGAUAACAGAAGGGCCAGUAUUGUUGGUUCGAUAUGCAUUAGAUAUGAAGCUUUUAGCUAUCCAGCGUUCAAAUCACGAGGUUCAGUUCUGGAUCAAAGAGACCGGAUACACUUUCAAACAAAGGUGCAAAUCUGAGUCGGAGACAAUACUAGGAUUUUUUUGGACAGAUUGUCCAACAUGUGAUGUUGUCUUUGUAAAGACCAGUGGUUUGGACUUCUUCUCUUAUGAUUCUGAAAUGAAAUCGCUCCAUCUGGUUGAGACAAAGAAACUGAAUGUGAGUUGGUACAUCUAUACGCAUGAAAGCCGUUUGGUGCUUCUUGCCUCGGGAUUGCAGUGCAAGAGCUUUACUGGGUAUCAGCUUUCAUCUGUGGGUAUCAUCCGCCUACCAAAGUUUGAGAUGGCAAUGGCCACAUCUGAGGACAGCAAUAAGCCUGUUCUAGCUGCUGAAGAUGUACAAGUUAUUACUGUUUAUGGUAGAAUAUACUGCUUGCAAGUUGAUAGAGUUGCAAUGCUACUGCACUCGUAUAGAUUUUACCGUGAUGCUGUUGUGCAACAGGGUUCUUUGCCUGUAUACACGAGCAAAAUAGCUGCAAGUGUGGUUGAUAACGUUUUGCUUGUACAUCAAGUGGAUGCAAAGGUUGUCAUCUUAUAUGACUUAUUUUCAGAUUCUCGUGCCCCUAUAUCUGCUCCUCUUCCUCUAUUAUUUAGGGGGGUUUACAGCCCCAAUAUGUCAUCCUCUCAUUCAAGUAGCAACUAUACUGAAACUUCAGAAGAAAAAGAUGCUAUUGAUACAGAAGCAAUUAUCUAUGGAGAUGAUUGGACUUUUCUUGUUCCUGAUCUUAUAUGUGAUGUUGCUAAUGGUUUUUUGUGGAAGAUCCAGCUGGAUUUGGAGGCUAUAUCUGCUAGUAGCUCAGAAGUGCCAUUUGUACUAGAGUUCUUGCAGCGGAGGAAAUUGGAGGCAAAGAAGGCUAAAGAACUGUGCGUGGGAAUAGCCCGUAACAUCAUUCUAGAACGAAGACCUUUAUACAUGGUUACACGCUCAAUCGAUGUUUUAGUUACUUCAUACUCUUACGCAAUUAAAACAGGAAGUUCUCUGAAGGAUGUGAAACCUGAGAAACCUUCAUCCUCUGGCGUUACUAGUGUGAACAGCAGCAACACUGUUGCUGAUGAAUCCACUAGUAGAGGAAAUGCUUCCGGGAAAUUUCUCAAACAUGGCCCUGCUAGUGAAGUGGGGGAUGAUACUGUUUCUAAUCAUAGUUACUCAACCUUAGACUCUGAUGACAAUUCAUUUUCUGAUAGGCAGAAAAAAAACCCUGCAAAUCAUGUUUCUUCCAAGGUUAAUAUAGACACAGAAAAUUUAACGAAGGUCGAAGCCAGUAACGAAGAAGUUCAUCCAUCAGCAUCACAAACUCAAAUUAUCAGACAUAGCAACUACUCGUCAAAUGUUAAUAAUUCCGAGCUUCACAAUUCUCUAGUAAAUUCAGCUGCAAUCACAUCAGAUGAGAUGUAUAGCUUCGUGUUUGCUCCCGUUGAGGAAGAGAUGGCUGGGGAUUCUUUUUACUUGGCUUCUGUCAUUGUUGAGUUUCUUCGCAGCUCCAACAUUGAAAAGGUGAGAGUCCACCCUAGUAUCUAUGUGCUGACCAUACGAUUACUAGCUCAGACGGAGCGAUUCCCAGAGCUUGGAUUGUUUGUCACAAACAAGAUUAUCGAACCUUCAAAAGAAGUGGCUUUUCAGCUACUAGAGUCAGGUGCUCAGCAUUGCCUAACAAGGAAAUUAGGUUUAGAUAUGCUGAGACAGUUGUCACUACAUCAUGACUAUGUCUCACUAUUACUGCAAAAUGGAUACUACCUCGAAGCUUUACGUUAUACACGCAAAAAUAAGGUUAAUACUGUCCGCCCUUCAUUAUUUCUGGAAGCGGCUUAUGCCUCAAAUGACUCGCAACAAUUGGCUGCAGUUCUGAGGUUUUUCUCUGAUUUUUUCCCUGGCUUUAAAAACACUCCCGAUCACAAUUCGUACUGCAGUGUUCUUGCUGGCAUGGGUUCAUCUGUCGCAGCUUGAGUUGUGUAAUAAGAGAUCAUUGUACCAUUAAUAGAAUUUUUACUGUUGCAGUACUUUGCUAAUGUUCUGGUGAAGUAAAAAUAUCAAAACUGUCAAUAUAUUUCAAGGACUCCUACUGAAGCAAGUGUAUUUAAUUCUAUAAUCCUCCUGAAUUCUUAAUUGAUACAAUAAGACUUGUUGAUAAAUCAAGGCAAUCUUCAACUUC
Molecule: messenger RNA, 3007 nt
Organism: Daucus carota subsp. sativus
Lineage: Eukaryota; Viridiplantae; Streptophyta; Magnoliopsida; Apiales; Apiaceae
Exons: 15
Coding region: 520-2802 (760 amino acids)
Biological process (GO): regulation of autophagy
Cellular component (GO): late endosome membrane; Mon1-Ccz1 complex; lysosomal membrane
Source: RefSeq, a predicted model, not a curated record